CUCACCACUUCUUCGCGUACUCUUCUAAGGGCGUUUCCAAGUGUCUGAAGGGUUCCUAAAAAAAAAAAGAAAUUGGAACGUUACUAAUGUUCCAAAUUUUUUUUAAAAAAAGUACUUUCCUCCUUAAGUAUUUUCCAAGGAUUCUGUCGAUUCCGAAGCAUCCGGAAUCAUCGAAUUGAUCGGAUAUCCGAUGAACCAUCCGAUCAAUAUGACGGAUAAUCCGAUCAGUCCGUAAUCCGCGGAUGGCUCGGGAGCACAAGUGAAACUUGCGGUAAAAACGUGAUUUUAAAGAUCAUAACAAGUUCCCUUUUAUGAUUUAGAUCACUGAUAUCACCAAACUUUCAAAGAUUAAAUAAAAAACAAAUUAAUGUCUAAUAUAUUUCCCUCAAUUUAAAUUUAUCAAAUUAUAUUAUUAAACUCCUGGAAUUUUAAUUUUAAGGAAUGACAUCAAUUACAAAAACUCAACCACAAAUAUUAUUGCAUGGUAGAAUUCCACAUAAUGUUCUCGCUAAAUUAGCUUCCUCGAGUUUGAAUCAAGUUGAAGAAGUUGGAGAACAUGUAUGGAGUAUACCCAAUGAAAAUUCUUGGAAUGCACAAACAUUUAAUAAUUAUCUAUUCUCCAUAUCUGAUAGUGGUAAUCAUCUUGUUUGGACUUCUGGGAGUCAUAUUGUAAUUUUAAGAUUAGAUGAAACAAGAAAAGAAUUUGAAGUUAUUGGAGACGUAAACGGAUGUUACGAAAGAGGGGAAAAAAUAACUGCUAUUUUGUGUUUGCCUUUCUUUACGCCAUCGGCUAGAAAUAAUAAUCAAAUUUUUGUGUUAGUUGGUUAUAAUACGGGAUAUCUUAAGAUAUUUUCGGAGACAGGUAAUUUAUUAAUUUCACAAUUAUUGGAUACAUCACCAAUUAUUGCGAUAAAACUUCGUACAGCAAUCGUUCCAACAUUUUCAUUACCGUCUCCAACUGAAUUGUUAUCACGAGAACAAAAAUCAGCGUCACAUUCAUUUAAUGAAGCUGAUGAAGAAAUAACCAUAUUAUUUAAAGGAGAAAAAGUUGUUAGUAUAGAUGGGAAAAGUUUAUGGAUGGUUCUUAGAAUUUGUGUUGGAUCAAAUCAAUAUGAUAGUAAUAAUACAUUGAGUAAUUCAACAGGAGAAUCUAGUACUGGUCAAGUACCUGGUGGGGCAACUUCUUUUGCAUAUAAAAAAUGGCAUUUUGAAGGGCAAGAGGAUGUUGUUGAUGUUGUUAGUUGUGGACCAUCUCAUUAUUGGACAGCAAGUAUAACAGAUCAAACAUUCUCAACAACUACAACAGCAUUAUUUACGUCAAAUGCUACGGCAAGAUAUAUUGCAGUUGGAUCAAAUCCCAUGUUAUCAUAUUAUGCUACAACAGAUUCAAGUAGACCAUUUCUCUUGGCCGCUAGUAUGGUAGCAUCAAGAGUUACAAAUGCCGUAUUUUCUUUAGCAAAAACAUUGUUAACUGUUACGGGAACAAUGCCUUCUGUUGGAGAAGUUUCUUCAUCAACAGCUGCUACUAAUAUACCACCUGCAAAAUCUAUUCCGCUUAUACUUUCUUUAAAUGAUUCAAACAGACAAAUUUUAUCAAUCGUCAUGUCACCUGCUGCUGCUGAUGGAAAAUAUCAAUUAGCUGCGUUAACUGAUUCAUUGGGCAGGGUAACAUUAAUUGAUGUUGAAGAAGGAGAAAUCAUUGUAAUGUAUAAGGGAAUUAGAAAUGCUCAAUGUGGAUGGGUUGAAGCUAUUGAAGAUGAUGAUACGGAUGAUGAUGAGAAAUCUGGUGAUAGUGCUCCAUUCUCUUUUACAAGAGGCAUGAAAUAUAGUAAAAGAAUUGCAUUAUUUCUUAUAAUAUAUUCACCACUUCGUGGUAUUGUAGAAAUUCAUCAUAUGCGUCAUGGAAUUCGCGUUGGUCAUUUCUCAAUUGGACAAGGAUGGCAUGUUGUCACUUCAGUUUCUGCUCCACUUGGAGUUAGUAUGGGAGGUGGAAUGGGUUUUUAUGAAUCAGGUAGGAGAGGAUGUAGAAAUGCUGGAUUGGCUAAAUGUUUUUUAAUCGGCCCACAAGGUGAAAUGAAGAAAGUUCAUGUUCCUUUUGGAUGUGCAAUUAAAAAGUUGAUCAUAUUAGUGUAUUCAAGAGUCUUCUGCGCAAAUAUGAAGCAGCAGCUGCGGAUAAAAAGGAUGUUCAUUCACAAGAACUCAUGAAAACUCUUGAUUUGAUAACGGAUCCUAAAAUAAAAUUUGAAGUGUUGACAUCACUUCCGGAUUCGUUAGCUCCAACAUUUCAUUUAC
Rhizophagus irregularis DAOM 181602=DAOM 197198 is the source of this 2292-nucleotide messenger RNA. The record is from RefSeq and is a predicted model, not a curated record. NCBI's taxonomy places the organism in Eukaryota, Fungi, Glomeromycota, Glomeromycetes, Glomerales, Glomeraceae.